AUGUGGCUUUCCAUUGCGACAGCUCUUAUUGCUUUUAUUGUUGUAGCUGUUCUGUUGGGAUCAAGGAAUGCGCCGCAAAUAAACGGUCCAAGAGGGCUUCCGAUCCUUGGACACCUGCGAGAACUGCUGCGACCAGACUUCCACCGAGUCCUCUCUGACUGGGCAGAUGUAUACGGAGGUAUAUACAGAAUCAGUAUCCUGGGACUCCCGGGAGUUGUGGUGUCCGAUCCGCAAGCCAUAGCUCAGGUUCUAGGUCGUGACACGGGCACAGCCGUACCAAAACAUUUGGCCAGCUACCAACAACUCAAUCUUCUAUGGGGCUCUCUUGGACAGCAUUCUAUCUUCACGGGGUCAAACACGGAUCUGUGGAGGGCUGUACGAAAAGCGGUCUCCCCUUGUUUCAGCUCUGCAAAUGUCAGCAAGGCAUGUCCCCAUGCAUUGGAACAUGCUUCCUUCGCAAGAGAUUGCCUCGCGCGCAAUCCAUGGAUUAUCAUCCUCUGUGAUCAGCAGCCAAUUUGUUUUCAUAACUAUAUGGUAAUUCAACAUUGCAAGCGAGAGACUGAGGGCAUGCCUCUGCUGCACCAGGAGAGUCGUGAGGCCAUGGAAUGCGCCAAGCAAUUCAAGGCUGAGUGCAGAACCAUCUUGCAGUUCAUGCGAGCAAGGGGCCCUCCAGAUCAGACAGACAUGUCAGUGGGCGCGCAGUUGCUAAGGGUGCUCAAUCCCGGAACAGGUGGGUUGAAGGCACCAUGUACAAAGAUGCAGGCAUUGAAUGAUCUGUUGAUCUUCUGUGCAGGAAUGCCACUUUCCAAUGCGCAGCUGGUUGCCGAGAUAGGCACUUUCCUGAUGGGAGGUUUUGAGACGACCGCGCACACGCUGUCAUUCACCCUCUUCUGCAUUGCUAAUUCCCCAGAAAUCCAAGACAGGAUCACAGCCGAGCUGAUCAGUGCGGGCCUCCUGGGUGGGAAUGCCUCUCAGCCAGAAGCUAGAAAGCUUCAGUACGAAGACUUACAGGGCCUGACAUACCUUGACAGCGUGCUAAAGGAGUCAAUGCGGAUGUUCCCUGUUGUUGCAGGAUUUCCCAGUGCCGCAUGCAGGAUGUGCGAAAAGCCAACCCAGAUCGGGGAGUUCCUUGUGCCUAAGGGCACAUUCGUGUAUGUGCUCUUUCAUGCCUUACACAACAGCGCGAGGUACUGGAAGGAUCCAGGACAGUUCAGACCUGAUCGCUGGAUGGAGAAGACUGCUGCAUCGAGUUCAGAACAGCCGGGCAAUCACAGUAACUCUGCCAAGCGCUUCCUGCCUUUCAGUGAUGGCCCCCGCAGCUGUGUGGCUCAGGCCAUGGCAAUGAUGGAGCUUAGAACGGCGCUGGUUGUUCUUUGCAUGCGCUUCCAUUUCCGGGCGGCCAGUCAGAUGGGUGGCAUGGAGGGCCUCAAAGCCUCGGAACAGAUGGCUUUGACUUUGCAUGUGCAUGGUGGGGUGCACAUUCACUGCACGUCUCGAGUCUGA
Messenger RNA from Coccomyxa subellipsoidea C-169, 1503 nucleotides. Its product is annotated as cytochrome P450. Gene Ontology annotation, molecular function: oxidoreductase activity, acting on paired donors, with incorporation or reduction of molecular oxygen; heme binding; iron ion binding. The record is from RefSeq and is a predicted model, not a curated record. The transcript is spliced from 6 exons. NCBI's taxonomy places the organism in Eukaryota, Viridiplantae, Chlorophyta, Trebouxiophyceae, Coccomyxaceae. The coding region runs from base 1 to 1503 and encodes 500 amino acids.